CACCGCUGCCGGCGCUGGUCAAAAUCAGCCGUCAUGCAGUCUGCAGUCAACAGGUGCCUCGGAUCACCGAGGCAACUAGGACAAAGUACACUAAUUAUCAGCUGCCAGGCAAAGACCAGCUAGCACUGUUGCAGAAUUGCAGCACCCACAUUGUUCCGCAGCUUUACUGCCGCUUUACUAGCUGCAAACAAGGAUUGCACGAGAAGCUGCAGUGUGACUUUCAAGUCCGCCCUUGAAAGCUUUUAGUAGCAGUGUUUGACCGGAAUCCCAGGUGUGCUCUGCGCCCAAGUAUAAAGCCAGCAGUGUGCGUUCCUUUUUUCUACAUUCUGCAUUAGCCUUCAGCCUUGAGCACCAAUUUGAAUAUAUAGUAAACAUCCAUUCAAUUUCAAUCGCAAGCAUCAAAAACCUUGCUGCAGCAAUACUGCGAUCUCAGCGGCCAUUCCCUUAAUUAGCCCAGCAGCUCUCAGUGGCAUUCGAGGCUGACUAACUCUCACCAAGCAGACUGCAGGGCUGACCUUUACGAAACACCACUGCCGGCAUAUCAGCUUGAAGUUUAAUCCUGUCGCCGCUUCUACUUCGUCCAGCUUCCUUACGUUGCUGAUCUGUCGUGCUUAGUGUACUAGAGAGAGAGCCGCCUUUUCUGAAAGCCCGUCGACUAAUUGGCUCUGCUACUCUCGACGUCGCAUUCAAGCGGCUGACAUUGUUAGACGUCGCUCGGGUGUCACUCCAUCUAGCUGCGCACUAUGGCGUCUCCGUUGCGGCUCUCGAUGCGUCUCUCGACAGCUGUCGCCUUCCUGUUGGUCGCCAGCUCCCUCGCCCCCGCGUUUGCAGCGAGAGUGCUGCAAGACACGUCGACCACUCCGGCCCCUGUCCAAACACAACCCGCCUCUCUAGUUUUUGGCACUGUCACGGGGCCGCGUUUUCCGUGGGCUUCGGUCUUUGGGUCUCCUAACACGGCGCCGUGCUCCGGUUCUGAAUGCGUUAGCUGCCCGGAAGACACUGGCUACGCUUUCACACUGACAAACAACGGCAAAAUCUGCACGAAGACUUACCCGGUCGCUCAGGCGAGUGGCCAAUUGCCAGGCCCAGAUGGAAGUUUCACCGGGCCCUCCAAGACCGACUCCUUUGGCCUCGGCCGUGACUUUUACGAGCGAGUAAACGGGGACAUUCUGGAGACCUGCUUCUCAUCAACGAAGCAGAUUCUGGAUCAGAACCUGUAUGGCAAGCUCAACCCCAGCAUGUACCUUGUAACGGAAACUCAACAGUUCGUGGACUCUCUGCCGGCGAUCCAGAGCUGGUUCGACAUGCAUUUCAAGGACAAGAAGCCGACAGUGCAGAUUUUCGACGUUGGUUUCGACACGACACAGACGCCCAAUGCUCCAUCUACUAGCACAUACAUCGGCGUCUCAUUUGUUGUCAGGGCGGAGACAGACGUGCAGGUGGUUACCUUUAGUACUUACUGGAUUAACCCUGUCACCGUAACCCAAGAUACGUAUGAUAAGUGGACUCUGUAUAGCGUGAGAAACGUCAAAGUAGCAAAUAAAGCGUAGCAACCCCCCUCAUGCGGAGUCAUGCAGGCAGCCGAUCGCCAGUGCAUUGGACCAUGUCGAUGCCAGAUAGUACAAUCAUUUAGGAAAAUCACGAUCGUGACUCUGAUUCGAGUCGGGACACAAUGGGGAUAUAAACAAAUUAUUUGUCUGAAAAUGAAUGGACACAAUAUGUAACAACAAGAAUAUACCUUUUUAAUUUGAU
Molecule: messenger RNA, 1752 nt
Organism: Klebsormidium nitens
Lineage: Eukaryota; Viridiplantae; Streptophyta; Klebsormidiophyceae; Klebsormidiales; Klebsormidiaceae
Source: the annotation of a GenBank genome assembly